This is a messenger RNA of Microthlaspi erraticum, 663 nucleotides long. The record is from the annotation of a GenBank genome assembly. NCBI's taxonomy places the organism in Eukaryota, Viridiplantae, Streptophyta, Magnoliopsida, Brassicales, Brassicaceae.
AUGGGCUCUGAAGGACCAACGGCUGUGAGGAUCAACAUCACAGGCUUCAAGAAGUUCCAUGGAGUUGCUGAAAACCCAACGGAGAAAAUGGCAAAUAACCUUAGAGAGUAUUUAGCCAAGAACAGUCAGUCCAAAGACGUGGUUCUUGGAAGCUGUACUGUGCUUGAAACCGCUGGUCAAGGAGCUCUCGCUUCUCUUUAUCAGUUGCUAGAAACAGCGGUUAACACUAAAGAAUCAGACUCAUUAACCUGCGCAAAAACCAUUUGGGUUCACUUUGGAGUUAAUAGUGGCGCUACGAAGUUCGCAAUCGAGCAACAAGCUGUGAAUGAAGCCACUUUUCGCUGUCCUGAUGAAUUGGGCUGGAAACCUCAGAAUUUGCCAAUUGUUCCUACGGAUGGUCCAAUCUCAACUGUUAGAAAGACUACUCUUCCUGUUGGAGAGAUCACAAAGGCGUUGGAUAAGAAAGGCUUUGAGGUGAUAACAUCAGAUGAUGCAGGAAGAUUUGUGUGCAACUAUGUCUAUUACCACUCACUGAGAUUUGCAGAACAGAACAAGACCAGUUCCCUCUUCGUUCACGUCCCUCUUUUCGUCGCUGUGGAUGAAGAGACUCAGAUGAGAUUCACGGCUUCUCUGCUGGAGGUACUCGCUUCUAUUUGCAAGUAA